Molecule: messenger RNA, 1799 nt
Organism: Eruca vesicaria subsp. sativa (arugula)
Lineage: Eukaryota; Viridiplantae; Streptophyta; Magnoliopsida; Brassicales; Brassicaceae
Source: the annotation of a GenBank genome assembly
CUGUUCCCUUUUGCUUCUCUCUCUCUCUCUCUUGAGAUUUUCCGUCAAAAUAAAUUUUUAAAACUCCGUCAAAAUAGAAUCGAGGAAGAGAGAAAAAAAACAAGAAAGUACAAAUUUUCAGAGUAAAGUUCUGAUCGUGUCUCUUAUCGAUCUCAUCUCUUGUUCUCUUCUGCACUCUUAGAUUUUGUUCCUCGAAGUUUCCAGGGUUAAAUAAAGAAUCUUGCUUUAUGGUGAAGCAUGAGGUUAGUAGGAGAAGAGUGUUAAAAAAGAUUGGAACUUUGUUAAAGAUGGGUAAUAAGCUGGUGGGGAGGAAGAGGCAAGUAGUUGAAGAAAGGUAUACAAAGCCACAAGGCUUGUAUGAGAACACAGAUGUCGACAUCAAGAAGCUUAGGAAACUAAUUAUAGAGUCUAAGCUUGCUCCUUGCUAUCCUGGAGACGAUGAAAGCUGCCAUGAUCUUGAAGAAUGUCCCAUUUGCUUCCUGUUCUAUCCUAGCCUCAAUAGAUCAAGAUGUUGCAUGAAAAGCAUUUGUACAGAGUGUUUUUUGCAAAUGAAGAAUCCUAAUUCAGCUCGGCCUACUCAGUGCCCUUUUUGUAAAACACCCAACUAUGCUGUUGAGUACCGUGGAGUAAAGACCAAGGAGGAAAAGGGCAUGGAACAAGUGGAAGAGCAACGGGUAAUAGAAGCGAAAAUAAGGAUGAGGCAGAAAGAAAUGCAGGAUGAUGAAGAGAAAAUGCAGAAACGUAUGGAAUCAUGUUCAUCUAGCACAAGCGUUAUGACUGGUGAAAUGGAAUACGGUUCAGCUUCAGCUAUAUCUUAUAAUGAUACCAUAGAAGACGUGGAAACUGCUUCAUCACAGAACGUUGCUGUUGCUAGGCAGCGUUCCCAACCUGGAGGAAACAGGGAUGAUGAGGUUGAAGCUGACCUUGAAGAGUUAAUGGUCAUGGAAGCAAUAUGGCUCUCCAUGCAGGAAACAGGGAUUCAAAGAAAUUCAAGUGGUGGGGAAGUGACACCUUUUAGGCAAUAUAUAUCAGAAGAAGAUCAUAGUUAUGUUUCUUCGGUGGCUCCGGUUGUAGAACAAGCAACGCCGUCUUCAUCAUCAUCUGGUGGGCUUCCUUGUGCAAUGGCUGCAUUUGCUGAACGCCAGCACAUGGUUGGAGAAUCCUCCAAUCACAAUCACAACAUCAACGUUUCUUCAUACAGUAUGCUUCCUGGCAAUUGCGACAGUUACUACAACAUAGAACAAGAGACAGAUGACAUUGACCACCACCAUCAUCAUCAUCAGCAGCAUCAGCAUAAUCAUUACCAUGACAACACCGAGAUGGGAGAAACAGGGAGCAACAGCUAUGUAAGUUCUUACAUGAACGGCGGUGAGAGCUUCCACAACUUUCCUCUUCCUCCACCUCCUCCUCUGGUGAUUGCUCCAGAGAGUUUUGAGGAGCAGAUGAUGAUGGCUAUGGCUGUUUCUUUAGCAGAGGUUCAUGCCACAACCACCACAAGUGCACCAACUGAAGUUACUUGGCAAUAACUAGGGCCUAGUUGUAAUGGAAUUACUCAUGUGUAUGAUUAUCAAAUCACUUCAUUCAUAUAAUGUUUGUUUCCUAUAGGAAGAAGAAAAAGAAAGAAAAAAACAGUAAUUUUUAGAUUUAAUAGAAAAAGUUGGGUUUGUGUUCAAACAUUUCUACGUUAUUAAGCCUCUAUGGUUGUUCUGUUAGAGUAACAUUAUCGAUGGUCCCUUAGUGGCAAAAGUUUUUUUAGCUUUACGGAUGUUUCUUAGCGUUUUUUUUAAUUAAAAAUUAAG